GAAUCGGGGAUUAUGGCAAGCCAGUUGUUCGUUCCUUUUAGAGCCUUAGGAUUUAUAUCUAAUCACGUACCACUGGCGAUACACACAACCGGCGCAGAGACAUUUGUCAGCACUGCCGUGGGACACACGUUUCAUCAGCAUACAUGUUCCAAGUUAAAGCUCAUCUUUGUCGGUUCAAUGGAGGAUCAAGCAAUAGGUUGUUUGGCUAGUUAUGGAAUGCAUCUCAUUACAUCAAUUGGUAGUAAGAUGAAACUUUGGAACAGAGGCAAAGAGGUUCGAGAAUUUCUGGGACACAAUAGUGAUGUACAUCUAAUUCUUCCUUUUGGACACCAUGUCAUUUCUAUUGAUGAGGUGAAUGAAGUGAAAAUAUUUGAAAUUGAAACAGCAGAGGUCUAUUCCGAACUUAACUUUGAUAUCUCUACGUUCAGGAUAACUGCUGCCAUGCAUCCUAGUACAUAUCUUAACAAGAUAUUGUUUGGUUCUCACCAAGGCUCAAUGCAGCUGUGGAACAUCAAGACAAAUCAAUUGAUCUUCACUUUCAAAGGUUGGAAUAGUCCUGUUACCUCAAUUGUGCAGGCACCUGCUGUGGAUGUAGUUGGAGUAGGUCUGCAAGAUGGUGGCUUAGUUCUUCACAAUUUAAAGUAUGAUGAGGUGAUUAUGAAGUUUCAGCAAGAUUGGGGACCAGUAACAACUGUUACUUUUCGAACGGACAACAUCCCUGUGAUGGCUAGCGGCAGUACUUCAGGAAACAUCGCUCUUUGGGAUUUGGAGCGAAAAAGGCUCCUGUCAACUAUCUACAAUGCACACCAUGGAACUGUGUCAGGAAUGGAAUUUCUUCAAUCACAACCUCUACUAGUUUCCAAUGGGGCUGACAAUUCAUUGAAUGUCUGGAUAUUUGAUCAACCUGAUGGCAGCGGCAGGCUUCUUCGAUCUAGGAAUGGUCACAGUGCACCUCCUACAUUGUGUAAAUUUUAUGGCAGCUCUCGACAUCUUAUUCUAACGGCAGGGCUUGACAGGUCUUUAAGGUUGCUUUCUAUUGUCAGUGAUCAUUACAGCACAGAGUUGUCACAAGGUUCAAUUGUGAGAAAAGCACAAGCCAGGGAUGUGAGACCAGAAGAGCUGAAGCUAUUGCCAAUUACAUCAUUUUUUGCUGAGGAUAUUCAUGAAAACGACUGGGACAAUGUAGUAACAUGUCAUGUUGGACAGUCAGUGGCUUGUACAUGGAGUCUGCAAAACAAAUGCAUUGGCAAGCACAAGUUAAAGCCUCAUUAUGCUCCGAAAUCUGCAACAGCAACAGUGGCAGUUAUAAGUCACUGUGGAAAUUUUGUUUUGAUUGGUUACUCAUCCGGUCACGUGGAAACAUUUAACAUCCAGUCAGGCUUGAACAGAGGAUGCUUUGGCAAUUUGAAAGCACAUGAUGGAGCAGUUCGAGGAGUUUCUAUUGAUGCUGUCAAUCAAAAUGUUGUGACAGGGUCGGCUGAUAAUACUCUGAAAUUCUGGAAUUUUAGAUCCAAACAAAAUCAUUGUACUAUUCUGUUGAAUGAAUGUGUUUGCCAGAUGGUUUACCACAGAGAGAGCUCAAUGCUGGCUGUGGCAUUAGAUGAUUUUACUAUUCAUGUGGUCGACACGGACACCAGGAGAAUAGUUCGUACUUUCACUGGACACACUAACAGGAUCUUGGACAUGGCAUAUAGUCCUGAUUCGCGUUGGCUUAUUUCCUCAUCUAUGGACAUGACUGUGAGGACCUGGGAUUUACCAGCAGCAAAGUUGCUGGAUUGUUUUCUUGUAGAAUCAGCUGCCACAAGUGUGAGUAUGUCUGAAGUUGGAGAUUUUUUGGCUACGACGCAUGUGGAUAAUCUUGGAGUUUAUUUAUGGUCAAAUCGGUUUAUGUAUUCUGCAAUAUCUCUUCGUCCAUUGCCACCUAACUACCAGCCUGAAAUGCUUGCCAUGCCAACAACUGGAGAACAGCAAAUAGGUGGCCAGAUAUUAUCUCAACCGCAUGGAGAAAUAGUUGACAUGCUUCAAUUGAAGUUCAAAACUCCAGACCAGCUUGCUGAAGAACUAGUAUCUUUGUCAGAACUACCUCGAUCAAGGUGGCAUAACCUUAUCCAUCUAGACAUUAUUAAGCAUAGAAAUAAGCCAAAGGAACCACCUAGAGUUCCUGAAGCUGCUCCUUUCUUCUUACCUACUGUUCCUGGAUUAGAUUUUCAAUUUUACAAAGACACACAAAGCAAUACAUCAACUGAAGAAAAGGUUGCUGCUUCUAAACAAAUAUCUCUCUCACAAGUUCGACCCAAGUCUAAUUUUGAGGAAUGUUUGGACUCUUGUAGUUCUUCAGGAGACUAUUCACCUCUUGUGGCAAUGCUGGAGACAAUGGGCCCAUCAGCCAUCAAUACUGAAAUACACAUGCUAGGCUCUGAGGAGGGUGGAGAUGUGAAGCAAUUAUUGAGCAUGAUUCAGUUUUUUAAGUGUCAGUCGGUAAAAAGGAAAGACUAUGAAAUGGUCGAAGCAUAUUUACAAGUUUUUCUCAAGAUUCAUGGUGAGACAAUAGCAAAAAAUGCCGAUCUAAGGAGUGAAGCUAAGGCUUUGUUGGACUUACAAAAGGAAACGUGGUCGAGAAUACAGUGUUUACUGAACCAGUCUUUAUGUUUGGCCAGUUACAUUAGGAGUGCUACCGUGUAGUCUUUGCUGUAUGGUACUGCAAAGUUUUAUCUUUAUUGGCAAAAUUGAAGACGGCUUUGACGUAAUUGAAAGUAGUAAGAAGACUUGGCUUGUGAGGCUA
Messenger RNA from Corticium candelabrum, 2782 nucleotides. Its product is annotated as WD repeat-containing protein 36-like. Lineage: Eukaryota; Metazoa; Porifera; Homoscleromorpha; Homosclerophorida; Plakinidae. The transcript is spliced from 24 exons. Gene Ontology annotation, biological process: rRNA processing. Gene Ontology annotation, cellular component: Pwp2p-containing subcomplex of 90S preribosome; small-subunit processome. The coding region runs from base 13 to 2682 and encodes 889 amino acids. The record is from RefSeq and is a predicted model, not a curated record. Gene Ontology annotation, molecular function: protein binding.